UCAAAAAUCGUCCAAAAUCGCGUGACGUCAUUUAUGAACGGCCCCUUUACUGCUCCCUAUCAGUCGGUCUCAUUUGUUCAAAUUUACUUUGAUGGUGAUCGAAGUCAAAAUAACCACAAUGCACUUCUUGAGGAACUGCUGAUGGUUUAUUGUAUAACGCAUAAAAACUAAGUGCUUCUUACACGUUUUUUGUAUGUUGUUUGAGACUUAUGGUUUUCUGGUAUGUACUAUUCUUCUAUCCUCGCGGGUUAUUUUGUUACUAAUUUCAUUGUGCUUUAUGUUGCAUAAAACGAUACUGUUGUAGAAUAUGUAAUUGCCUAUCAUUAAUGUACUACACUACAUGCGGUUUUAGGAAACAGCUUAUGAUACACAUUACUGUAUAUACAAAAAAACAACUAACGGCUCCCAGCAAAUAAUUUCCUGCAAGUUAUGUUUCUGGCUUGACAUAAAAUUGUAAUAGGUGCUUUCAUAAGUUUGAUUUUACUCAAGGUGGUACAAUAUUACAAAACUGUGUGAUAAAAAUUUGAAAUGUGCUGUUUCUACUGCCGUGUCAGCGUUCAACAAUAAUAAUUGUACCGAUUCCAAAGUGUAACCCUUUCCUAAAUGCCCUCCUUCAAAUGGCAUCUGGCUCUGGCAUGGCUCAUGUUUUGGCUCCCGUGAGCUCCGCUUUGAGUAUCACGCCUCUUGCCCCCCAGCUAAUCCUGCCAGCAGAUGUAUUCGUAACCAAAAACAUGUCCCGGUGAAGUUCAUUCAAAAUAAAGCCCCGCAAUCUGAAAGAGUCUGAGGCUGUUUCACCCUUUUGGGCAAAUCCAUCCACGUCUCCCGGGGUGGUUUGGUUUGUCUCCUUCAAGACGUAUUUCUGUAGUCUUUGGCGAUGAUAAAUAUGAUUACGGUUUAGCCAUGAAACAUUUACAGGCGACUCCCCAUCGUUGUUACGUGCGUAUUCUAUGAAAUGUUUGAAAGAAUUCCACAUAGAUGCGGAUUUACUUUUAUGCGCGGAGCAGCGUAGUGAAAUAGGAUUCUGCGUGGUGGAUUUGUUGAGUUUUUUUUUUAAAACUCGACUCCAUCAGGAAGGAUUAACUACAGCCACCCCAUAACCACACGAAUACCAGUGUGUAUAGUACAGUCAUUAUAAUUUACAUAAAUAUUCACUUUUAAUUGUAGUUUUAAACGUGAAGAAGACCAAAAUAAACAAUUAUGUUUGUAUAUCGCCUUAUACAUUCUAUGACUUUAAAAAAAAACAUGUUUUAUAACGCCAGGAUUAUUGAUUUAUGGUGAAAAAUAAGGAAAUCACUACUAACCACAAACCAAUAUAGUUUCAGUAAACAAAUAAACAGUGAUGGACAAUCUACAAUGAAAACGAAUAGUUGUAUGCAACGUCUUUAAACACAACUUUGGCUGCAAAUGCAUUCAUAAUGAGGUGGCAGCCCAUUAAGAUGAAACCGUUCCUUUUGCAUUCCAACCCAUUUUAGCAAGAUGUAAUUGACAAAAAAAAACCCCAGGAUUUUUUCAAAAAGGGUACCAUAACAACACUUGCACGUGCGUAAAUAUAAACACAUUUAAACACUACACGUUUACAAUGUGUGUAAAAAAAACCCCUCCUCUCUCCAUAACACAACUACUAACGGGAAUGACAGCACAUGAGCGUCACUCGGCUUUGGUGUGUUCGCAGCACAGCAAGACGGUAUAAUGAUGUUGUUGAUGAUGUUGUGGCUGUCAUCCCUCUUUUGUGAGUUGGAUUCCUGUCGGCGAGGUGGGGGGGGGAGAGGGCAAUUUCAUUUAUUUGGAAUUUCUCAAAAACAAUGGCUUAAAAAGGAAAACAUGACCCUCUGUCUGCGCCUCGGAUGAGACCCGCCUACCAGCCGCCAGCUCUUCCGGGUGAAACAAGCUAAGCCAUUAGUUGUCGGCUGGUGCGAGCACAAGGCGGGCCAACAUCUUACCUCCUUCUCGCUGCUGUUGAAAAGGAAGGAGGAGGGUGAGGGUUGGUGGGGGGGUGGCCGGCAAGCAAAAAGAGCAAAACAAACCCCGGCUCAUCGCAAAGCGCCUGGCGGUUCGCAAGCGUACGGACGUAACGAUCGUUCGUCUCUCGGAUGUACCCUGCCAACCUCUGCAGCACCUCUGUCGCAUCAUGGAAUGUCCCUCACUGCAACUGCUAAAUAGGCGCAUCAACCACAACGAACAAAUUUGGGAGCUGGCCGGAUAACACGAGAGAACGCUGUACUAAAUCAGCAGCACCUUCCUCAACGGCAUCUAGGAAUAUAUCUUGCCCAUUUUAUACUGUUAUUGAGCUCUGUGAGUUUAGCUUUAAAUUGCAUAAUUAGUUACAUUGAAUUACACUGACUUGAUUUAGUACAACUAUUUUAAUCGCCGGAUCAUUUAAAUGUUAAAAGUAAUCCCUUUAUUUAAGAAAAAUUAAGUAAGCAGACGUUUUCUAACAAAAAAAGGAGAAAAUAAAUACCAUUUAAUUGCUGUUUGGGCGUUUUAUUUUUAAAGGAACACGGUAGAAAUAUUUUAAUACACUUCCUAGAUCGUUAUUUGAAAGUUAAGUUGGAAUCUUAUGUUAUGAACUACUUUUAAUAAAACCUCAAACUAAAUCUAGCAAUAUCUGGUCUUGGGUGUUAAAAAAAUAAAGAUUUAGUCUAAGUAUUAUUAUCACUUGUCAUUACUGUAAUAAGUGGGACUCCACUUAGUGGAAUAAACACUCGGACGAAGAUUAUUAUUAAAUUAUAAAUAAUAACAGGCUUAGAACCUCAACAAUUUAGCUUCUGGCUUUGAACAUCUGAGAAGUAGAGCGAGUCAGUGCCGACAGCUGCAAAGUUGCGUUAAAAUCCCAAGUCACUGUAAGGAAUCCCAUCGCCAAGAUGAUUCUAACAGAGUACAUGUGGAUGGUGAUCGUCGGCUUCAUCAUAGCCUUCAUCCUCGCCUUCUCCGUGGGCGCCAAUGACGUGGCCAACUCGUUUGGCACGGCCGUGGGCUCCGGCGUCGUCACCCUCAAGCAGGCCUGCAUCCUGGCCUCCAUCUUCGAGACGCUGGGCUCCAUUAUGCUGGGAGCCAAAGUGGGUGAAACGAUCCGCAAGGGCAUCGUGGACGUCGACCUGUACAAUGAAACUGCGGAGGUGCUGAUGGCCGGCGAGGUCAGCGCCAUGGUCGGCUCGGCAGCAUGGCAGCUCAUCGCUUCGUUUCUCAAGUUGCCCAUCUCUGGAACGCACUGCAUUGUGGGCGCGACCAUCGGCUUCUCCCUGGUGGCCAUCGGAACGCACAGUGUGCAGUGGUUUCAGCUCAUCAAGAUUGUUUCUUCUUGGUUCAUAUCACCACUGCUUUCGGGGAUCAUGUCUGCCCUUCUAUUCUACCUGGUCCGUUACUUCAUUCUGAACAAGGAGGAUCCUCUCCCUAACGGUCUUCGUGCUCUGCCUGUCUUCUACGCUGCCACCAUGGGCAUCAAUAUCUUCUCGAUCAUGUACACCGGCGCCCCGCUUCUAGGUUUUCACUUCGUCCAGACGUGGAUUAUAGCGCUCAUCACCGUUGGCAUCUCUAUCAUCACUGGCAUCCUCGUAUGGUUCUGCGUCUGUCCCCGGAUGAAGAAGAGGAUAGAAAGAAAGAAAGCGGAGCAGGUACGGUUGCGUGCAGAGGGCAGCCCUGCACGUGUGGGCCGGGAGGUGGUCCAGAACCCCAUGUUCGCCGAUGACUCUUCUGAGGACCGGGACCACGAGGACGAGUCCUCCAAGCCGGCAUUGCCCAUGGCUCUGACCAACGGUGGUGCCACCGUGGUGCCCACCGAGGUGGCAGGUGCCACGGUGCCACUUCUCAGCCCAUCCAGCGACCCUGGCAAAAUCAAGGUGGAUGGGAACGUUGGCAAAGCUGCUGCGGCUGGCGCUGAUGGCACGUCCGGGCGCCCGGCCGCGCUGCCUAUCCAGGUGGGUGACCUCUUCAAGAACGACGGCUACAGCCACUACCACACGGUGCACCAGGACUCGGGCAUCUACCGUGACCUCCUACAGAAGCUGCACCUGGGCCCGGGCGGUGCCGGCUCCGCGGGAGGGGCGCCCGGGGCGGCCCAACCGACGCACCCGCACGGGGUGCACCACUCCGUCUCCCAGCCGCAACACCACCACCACCAGUACCGCUCGCUGCGCCGCAACAACAGCUACACCAGCUACACCGCCGCCAUCUGCGGCGUGCCCAUCCAGGCGCUGAGUCAGCCGGAGCCAGUCGCCGCCGCCGUCUCCACGGAGGACAGCUUGAAACUCGUGCCCAGGGCAUCAUUCUCCAAGAGGCGCAUGCGGUACGACAGCUACUCCAGCUACUGCAAUGCGGUGGCGGAGGAGGAGGAAGCGGCGGCAUCAGGGGGGGGCCCGGGGGGCAGCAGCGGUGGGGGGCUGCUGGACUCGUCGCAGGUGCGCGUGGUAGUGGGGGGCGCGGCGCGGGCGACGCCGGUUGGGCAGGCGGCCGGCGCCGGCGGCGUGGCGGGGGAGACGGCCGAGUGCGACUUGUCGCAGGACGGCUCGUCGGACGGCGGCGAGGAGGACGACGAGAAGGACCCGCUGGAGGCCAGCCUUCUCUUCCACUUCCUGCAGAUCCUCACUGCCUGUUUCGGCUCCUUCGCUCACGGAGGGAACGACGUCAGCAAUGCGAUUGGACCGCUGGUCGCGCUGUGGCUCAUCUACACGGAGGGCUCGGUGAUGCAGAAAGCCGCGACGCCAGUGUGGCUGCUGUUGUACGGGGGCUUGGGCAUCUGCAUCGGCCUGUGGGUGUGGGGCCGCCGGGUCAUCCAGACCAUGGGCAAGGACCUCACUCCCAUCACGCCGUCGAGUGGAUUUAGUGUUGAGAUCAGUUCUGCUUUUACGGUACUCGUAGCCUCAAAUGUGGGCAUUCCAAUAAGUUCGACCCACUGCAAGGUUGGCUCUGUGGUAUCUGUGGGCUGGCUGCGGGCCCGCAAGGCCGUCGACUGGCGCCUCUUCCGCAACAUCUUCAUGGCGUGGUUCGUGACGGUUCCCAUCUCGGGGCUCUUCAGCGCAGCCAUCAUGGCCCUCUUCGUCUAUGCUAUCUUGCCGUAUGUCUAGGAGCGUGUGUGCAAGCGGAGAGGAGAUCCGAGGGUCAGAGAGGAGAAGCUUGGGGGGGGGGGGGAGGGGGGGGGGGAGGAUGGAGAGAGAAGGCUUUUUCGUAAAGUGUCAAGAAAGUUGCUGAGGUUAGCAAGGUGUAAUUUUUGGUUUGACAAGUUCUGUCAGCUUUUGUUGUGGGGCAUUCGCUCUGUAAUGCAAUGCAGAAUAGUUGAAUGGUAGAUUUGAAAUUAAAACUACUCAGUCGGCCUUUCUGCGGCUGAGCUACUGCUGAGACCAGAAGCAUUCCUAUUUGUGCGCACAUCCCAAUAAGUUAAUGAUCAGAAUUCCCUGCAGCUUUUUGUUAAUGCCUACACUGUAUCAAUAUUAAGAUCUGCACUAUGUGUAGGGUUGCAGAAAUUAUUAAAGAGAAACCACUUCAAUUAGGGCUGAGGAUUCUGGCUCAUCUCUCUUACUGUUGUUUUGCUCGAGUGCGCAUGAUGCAUAUGUGCACUCCACAACAUAUUCGAAACACAUACACGCAGUCUGCAUGCGACAGUUUGUCCUCGAAAUAAUGUGGGUGGAUAUGCCGUGUCCCACGUAUACCGAUUUUUUUUUUUGGGGAACCCCUAGAAAAUCCUAAUUUGGAAGAAAAACAUUUAAAUCGAACUCCCGAAGCUCAAAACUGAACCGCGUGCGAAGCAUUGCUGACUUGGCAUAAGCGGAGUCUCCACGCCCCCGCGCAAGAAAGUCAUGUCCCAGGCAGUCCCAGUUGAGUCCUCUGCAGUAACUAUUCUACACUACUCGACAGUGCCCUACUGCUCCACCACACCUGUAAACCAAGAGUUGCGUUCUUAUCAUUUUAGAUUUUAAUUCACUUGAUACCUUAAUAUUGAAUAUUACAGUAUUUUGUUUAUAUUCAAUAUGAUUUGUUGAGCACUCAAAAUUGUUAUUACAAACCAUACAUGGGCUAAAUUUAGUUUGUGUAAAAAACAAGAUAUGCCAGGGUACCCACCCCUGAAUUACUCCAGUAUCUCGAGGACAUAGUGUGUUAUGCGAUUCAUAUCAUAUAUUGAAGGACCACAGUCUUUUUUUAUAUGCAGUGUGCCAUUUCUGUUGCACCUACAGCCCACACUUUUUAAUUGGCUACCGUCAGCAGGAGCGGCAGCCACAACAACGUAUUCCCAGCCAUAGGAAGAACAACUUCCUGGCAAGCCGCAGAAAGAUCCUUUUCUGCGGCUCCCAGGUUGAAGAGUUUGGCAGUAGCUUGCUGAAUGGAGGUGUAGAUCAACAGGUGGCUUGCGUUGGCGUCUACGAAGGCAGCCAGCACCUUAAAACUCCCAUGGGUGUCUCCACGUUGUGUCACCAAGUGCAGUCUUUAUUGCGGUCGAGAUCGGCCGUACAUUCAAGCCCUUGCCAACCCGCAACUUUUGAACGAUCCCUUUUAACACCAGCAUUAUAUUGAAGCUAGUUUCUGCAAACAUGUCGGCAUUUAAAGAGCUACCACCGGAGAAAUGUACGUGUGUACAUAUGACGGCCAAAAAAGUAUAAACCAUUGUUUCAAUGCUAUUUUUGUUAUUCACCUGGCAAAAAAAUAUUGAGGUGCAGUACAAUAUAAUAUCUGACUUGCCGGGACAGAGUUAAACAUCUGUAGAAAAUUAUACUUGCACCAUGCACGAAUAUAUUGCCUGACAAAAAUAAAUUCCAAACUGUCCCUAAACAUGGGGAAAUACUUUCCUGUACUUUCGAAGUGAAUGUAUGCAAGUAAGAUUAGCCGUACAUUACUGCAUGUAAAAAAAGGUAAAAAUGUAUGAUAAUCAAUCGAAAAUGACAUUUACUCCACAACAAAUCCGCACUGGUUGUGAGUAAAAUUGUGAGGGCAGACACGAUCGUCGGAUAUGCGACGUUGUACUGUACAAUCCAUUAAUGGUAAUGCUUUGUAACAUUUUUUUGUAUUUCUUAGCUUGAUUUAACAUUUUAUUACAUAGACAUAACAAAAAAAACCUGUUGAAAGUAUUGAUGAAUUUGUUAAAUUAAUGACAUUUUACAAUUCAUUUUAGCAAGUUAGCAAACAUGAUUUUGGUACUUGCCAUGGUCGUGAUAUUAUUGAGGUUUUCCAAAUGAUUAUGGCCGAGUGUGGUUAGAAACCCAAUAUCGGUUUCAGUGCACACACAAAACAGCCAGUAAAGAAUUCAGUUUAACAUUGUUGUACAAUACUGUAAUAAACGCUUUGUAUGCGUCCAACCUAAACUAUUCGUUCUUGAGUAAAUGCAAUUAUGGGUGUGCAGCAUCAUUUAGGCUUGAGGUACCUGAAUCAAUUGUCUGUAAACCUGUCAUUUUUAAUGUUUUAUGAUAAAUACCUGCAUAUUCUAAUGCCAAAUAUUUGAAGCUUCUCAUACAUGUUCAAAAUUGUACUGAAACAUUUACUUUUAAUUCGCAUUCAUUUUUAUAAAACUAACAACAUAUAUCAACUUUAUAAAACGUGGUUUUAACUGUCAUAAAUCAACUGGAUUGUCAUCAGUCACUUAAGUUAUAAUUUUGAUAAAUAUGCAUAAACAAUGUAUUUUUUCCCCCAAAACAGAGGGAAGGCUUCUGUUAAAUAUAAGAAGACGCGUAAACUUGAUUUUAGAAGUAUAAUCACACAAUAAGUUUGUACACGUCUACAAAUUACGUAUGUUGCAUAUCACACAUUGCCUCGCUUCUGUGGUCGGGGCAUAGUGUUUUUGAAUUAAUUCAUUGUGGUAGACUCGUCAUCAGUAUGAAACUGUAUAUGGGCUUUGUUAAUGCACAAAUCAGCAGCCACCACAAUUCUCAAUUGCCUCAUGAGGUAAAAAAGACAGCUAAUAAUAUUCUAGCAUCUAUGACUACACACUUGCUCUUGUGUAGGUACAUAAUUCAUAAGUUAUUGUUUUAAAUACUGGCACAUUACUAGUGUCAUUCACUGUUUUUUUUUAUCAACUUAAACACCUCCAAGUUACUUAGUCGUGCACAUACACAUGUAGAGGGAAGUGAAAACAUUUGGAAAUUGAAUAUAAAUUAAUUAUGCACGUACAAAUUGUUACUUUAAAAGCAGUGAAUGCUUAAUUGGUGUUUUAAAUAUAUACUGGAUGAAUUACGGUGUGCAUAUUUUUUUUAAUUCAAUGUCUCGUUCUUGAAAUGUUUAACUAUCCCCCUGUAUAUGUUGUAAGAUUUCCACUUUGCUGUUUAGAAAUCCCCCUUGUUAUUUUGGGGGAAAUGUUAAUGUACUAAUGGAUAUGUAGUUUGUUUCUAAUGAUUUUGCUGAAAUGGUGUGUACGGAUAAGACAAUGCAAUCAUCAUUAAUAUUUAAAUUAUUUUUUUAUCUUGCUGUUUUAACCAAAUUAAUAAUGGCACCUUCCAAAUGAGUUAUCAAAACUUUAUCCCUUGGGUUGAGCAAUACAUAGUUUAAAGUGAGGGUUGGAAAGAUCUAUAUUAUAAAUAGUGGAAUAUGCUCUAGAUGUGUACACAGGGGAGUGGUGCUUGCAGUUUGGGAACUGGUUUACAGGUGUAUUUGUAUUUUGUACAGCAGUUGCUUUUAGUGUAUGAAUCAUACUAUACAACCAUAAGUGGUUUAUAUAAUGCAACAAGUGCAUACUUUGACUUGGCUUUCGUAACCAGUGUUCAAUAUGUUCAGUAUCAUCUAAAUAGACAGCUCGUAAUUGCAUGACAGCACAUGAGCUGUAAUAAUAACGUUUCCAGGCACACACCUAUUGUUGAUAUCUCCCAUAAUCUCGCUACAAGAUAGACCGUGCACACUGGUAGUGCAUAAGUGUGUAUGUAGAAGUGGGUGGGGGGGGAUGGUCCCUGCUUUCCAUAAUGGAAAGUCGAUUAAACCAGAGUAAAUAUGCCGCUUUCACUGAGAAAACUAACUCGAAAACCUAUUUACCUGUAUUCAAACUAUUUACCUGUCUUCAAAGACCAUGUUGCGGGUAAUCAUUGCAUAUAUAUAUGGUUUUGGGUGUGUUGUAGUGCAGUGUGUCAGAUCUGUUGGGACACACAAACGGUUAGAACAGGAGAAACACGCAAAAUAUAUGGAAAUAAAUAUCAAUUGAAUCCCUUCCUGUAGUGGACUGGAUGAAAGAUGAAUGUAUCCAGUAAACGUAGUGACUGAGCUUAAAUAUAAUUGGUCUCUGCUCUAUUUGGACCGAGCAAAUGGAAAUUCACAUUUAAAACGUCGUCUGCUGGCAUGUUUCCAUGUCCUACCGUGCAAUGCUACAGGGAUUCCCUUAGUCGGUAGUGAAAUUAAAUGAAAAAACAUGAAAAAAUAUAUAUUUGGGGGAUUAACUACCAGAGUAUGGUAAUGAAAAAAAUUAGCGUUUUAUAACAAACAAACAAAUCCAAUGUGAAAUUUAGCGAGUUUAAAACUACUGUUCAUAUAUAGUUUUAUUUUCUUUAAGAAACAUUUUUACUGGGAUAAAUUGUUUUAAACAUAGCAUACAUACUACACAUACUGGAUUAAUGAUUCAUUAUUGAAGAUUACUUAUUGGAAAACAAAAACGGAAUUCCUUCAACUGGAAAAUGUUUCUGUGGAUUUUUGAUGAUCAAAUUUAAUACAUAUCCCAGAUGCGUAUUGAUAAACUUGUGUUAUUUUCAUGUUCGCCAUCAUAAAUCGUAUAUACUAAAAACGACUCCGUCAAAUGUGGCGUUUCAUCUCUUGAUUCAAAACUGCCAUAGUUAUUAUUUAUCCCAGGUAAUAUUUCAAAAGACAUGGAUAUUGUUCCCAGUGAGAAUUCGGUAAGUUCCAACGCCCAUUUGUGUGUGUGUACUGACGUGCGUGUGCGCCUGCACGACUGACCGUUUCCCUCAUUCAGCAGAUCGUAGAGUAAAACGUUUGAGAUUGGACGAAAGCACUUGAAAAGCCAAUGAAAUCCGUUCAGAAUGAAGUGUUGCUGUCCAUUCAUAUGGGGGAAAAAUGCAAGGAAUGAUCAUGCGUAGAAUGUUGGCAAUAAUGUAUAUCACAUAAUAAAGUAAAUUCAAAUCGUUUUGACGUUGGUUUCAUAUGAUCUAUGGGGUAUUGCGACCACUUGCCACAGCCACGUCAUCUUAUGACAUUAUUACACUACUUUUUGAUAUUCAAGUAUUUUUUUGUUCUAUAUUUACAGUACAGGAGUAUAAUACAUGCAUACCAGACACAUUUAUGUUUUGCAUGGUGUUGGGUUGACUUAUGUUGUUUUGUGACGCCAAAGUUAUUUUAGAAUGUUAGUUUGUUAGAUACUUUCCAGGUCAAACUAUUGCAGCAGAAAAUGAUUGUUAAUUUUAGGAAUUACAUUUAAAUCAUUCAUUGGAUCUUACAGGCCUGUUGCCAGUAGUAAAACAAACAAAAUACUAAACCCUGAAGGCUCCUGCAGGUAUUGUAUCUUGGAAAGUGAUUAUGCCUGUAAAUAUAUGAAUAGUGAAAACUGUUGCCAAGCCCUCUGGGAUGCUGUAUUACUUAUAUAGGCAUUGUGUGCGUGUUUGAAUUUGUGACUUUUAAAGAAAAAAAUACUGCUCAUUAACUUCAUAGGUCUUCCAUUCAGUGUUUUUUUUUUAAUUUCUGACAAAAUCAGUUUCGGUGUCAUGUGUGCAAGUGUACAACAAUGUCCUACAUUUCGUACUGUAAAAAUGAAAUGUUUACUAUAAAUAAACUUUUCGGUUGAACCAUU
Petromyzon marinus (sea lamprey) is the source of this 10696-nucleotide messenger RNA. Its product is annotated as sodium-dependent phosphate transporter 2-like. The record is from RefSeq and is a predicted model, not a curated record. Gene Ontology annotation, biological process: phosphate ion transmembrane transport. Gene Ontology annotation, molecular function: phosphate transmembrane transporter activity. NCBI's taxonomy places the organism in Eukaryota, Metazoa, Chordata, Hyperoartia, Petromyzontiformes, Petromyzontidae. Gene Ontology annotation, cellular component: membrane.